Molecule: messenger RNA, 882 nt
Organism: Cucumis sativus (cucumber)
Lineage: Eukaryota; Viridiplantae; Streptophyta; Magnoliopsida; Cucurbitales; Cucurbitaceae
Product: sm-like protein LSM36B
Exons: 5
Coding region: 344-622 (92 amino acids)
Biological process (GO): maturation of SSU-rRNA; mRNA splicing, via spliceosome
Cellular component (GO): sno(s)RNA-containing ribonucleoprotein complex; nucleolus; U4/U6 x U5 tri-snRNP complex
Molecular function (GO): RNA binding
Source: RefSeq, a predicted model, not a curated record
ACCGACUCAAUUCAUGAUUUUUGUUAAAAGAGAGAGCAAAUAAGAUUUUGCCCUAACAAUCGUCUUCUGCUUCAUCUUCUUCUCUCUCACCGUACUCUACCUUUGAGUUUCUCCGACUAUCCCUUCUUCUCUCACACUCUCUCUGCUUCAUCCUCUCUCAUCCACUUUCGCAUUUCUUACAGUAACAGCGACACCAGAUCUUAAGUUUUCUCGUCUUCACUCCACGUUUUCAUUUUCAGGAAACUUACCACCCUGUUAAUUUGUUUGAAUCCCCGAGUUUCGUUUAGGCUUGUAUUUCAUUUUGGUAUAAAAAGUUGGUUGUGCAAAUAGAAGAAAACUAGAGAUGAGUAUUGGUGGUGAAAAAGGUUCUGCAUCAACAAAGACACCAGCGGACUUUCUCAAGUCAAUUCGGGGUCGUCCCGUAGUUGUGAAACUCAACUCUGGUGUUGACUACAGAGGUAUUCUUGCCUGUCUCGAUGGAUACAUGAAUAUAGCAAUGGAGCAAACCGAAGAAUAUGUAAAUGGACAGUUGAAGAACAAAUAUGGCGAUGCUUUCAUUCGUGGAAAUAACGUUCUGUACAUCAGUACAUCAAAGAGGACAUUAGCAGAAGGGUCAUCUUAGCGACGCUAAGAAUUCUGACAGGAAAUGAGAGAUGGGUCGGAAUUGGAAAUUGAUCAUGAAAUUGUGUUGUGUACAAUGAAGUAGUGAGUCCAAUCAUCGCGCCAAGAUGUUAUGUUGUGGUUGUGAACAACUUCGACCAAAACUCUUGUUUGGUAGGAAAGAAAUGAAAUGCAAACUAUGAGACCUUUGGACCUUUCUUUUAUUGGAAUUACUAUUUUGAUCUGCCUGAGACCCAAUUAACAAAUCCCUCCUUUUUAAAA